AAAAAAAAGAGAAAAACAGUACGAACUCUCUCUUACACAUUUUCCAGUUUUCACGUGAUUUUUUCCCCCUCCCGGCUCCGGCGAGAAGCUUUGCUCUGAACAAUUCCGUUCUGUUGAGUUAGGCGAAAAAAAAAUGGAAGAAGCUCUGGACAUGUCUCUGGAUGACCUCAUCAAGCGAAACCGCAAGCCUCGAGUAGAUCAAAAUGCCAACCCAAACGCCUACGCCAGGAAUACCAGGGGGCGUGGCGGUUGUUUCCGAGCUGCCGUUGCUUCUUCUGAUCGUUUCACCGGUUGGCAGCCGGAAAGACCUCCGGUCAGACCGACGCCUUACCCUCUCCCUCCACUCCCACUGAGGUUGCGCCUGCGAGAAGCGCCGGCGAGUUAUGGGGAUGGAAGUGUCCAUAAUGCUGAGACUAAAUUGUUCGUUUCGAACUUGGAUUCUGGGGUUACUGACCGGGACAUCAGGAUUCUAUUUUCGGAUGUUGGAGAGCUCAAGCGAUGUGCAAUUCAUUGUGACAGUACUGGAAGAUCUAGGGGGACGGCAGAGGUGAUAUAUGCACAGCAUGCAGAUGCUUUAACAGCCAUCAGGAGAUAUCAUAAUGUGAAUCUUGAUGGGAAGCCUGUCAAAAUUGAGCUUAUAAGAGACACAUCUGCUUCUUCUCAAGGAGUUGAUCACUGCUAUGUUGGACCAACCUUUUCAAGCAAUGUCCGAGAUAGGCUAGGACCAGGCCGUGGUCACGCAAGUGGAGUCAACAGAGAACGUCGUGCAAUGGUUACAGCUGAAGCUCUGGACUCUGAUCUAGAGAAGUAUAAUCAAUUUGGCUGAGUGAUUAGCUUUGAAUUCUGUCAUUUGUGGUUCGAGUUCAGAAGUCGGGUCACUGGCCAUACUAGUUUAUAGAUUUAUAAGAACGCCUUAUCUAUAUGGAGUAGUUUUCCAGUCUCUGAAGUUAGUUUUCUACUACAAGAUUGUUGGUCGAAAAGUCAAUGUUGUUAACUUGGAUCUGGCCAUUUUGACUGAGAUAAACUCGUUGCUGAAUGUUAAGAG
Messenger RNA from Oldenlandia corymbosa var. corymbosa, 1045 nucleotides. The record is from the annotation of a GenBank genome assembly. NCBI's taxonomy places the organism in Eukaryota, Viridiplantae, Streptophyta, Magnoliopsida, Gentianales, Rubiaceae.